Molecule: messenger RNA, 2503 nt
Organism: Alligator mississippiensis (American alligator)
Lineage: Eukaryota; Metazoa; Chordata; Crocodylia; Alligatoridae
Gene: LRRC46
Product: leucine rich repeat containing 46
Exons: 7
Coding region: 193-1113 (306 amino acids)
Biological process (GO): outer dynein arm assembly
Cellular component (GO): cytoplasm
Molecular function (GO): protein binding
Source: RefSeq, a predicted model, not a curated record
CGUCUUCCAGCAGCACAGGAAAUUCCACCUCAGCCAGCUGGAAUUCAUGCCUCCCUGCCCCAGCUGAUGGGCUGGAAUACGGGCUGCUGCCCUGUGCUCUCCUCUGCGUUCUGACAGGGCAUUGGGUCGCCUGAUCUGAGUGGACUUAGAUCUCUUCACCCAGGCUAACUCUCACAGGCUCCUUCCGUGUCCAUGGCCUUGAUGACCCCCGCAACUAUCCGCUUGGACAGGAAGAACAUUCAUGCCAUUGAGAACCUGCAAGGCGGGGGAGAAGUCCACAGCCUCUACCUGCAACAGAACCAAAUUGAGAAAAUUGAGAAUCUCAGCUGCCUUCCCAAUUUACGAUUCCUCUCACUGGCUGGGAACCGCAUCCGAACAGUGGAGAACCUCCAUGAGCUCCAGCAACUGCAGUUCCUGGACCUGUCACAGAACCAAAUUGAGACGCUGGAUGCUGACGAGCUGCCACAGAGCCUCCUCAUUCUCGACUUAACAGGAAACGGAUGCACCAACCAAGAUGGCUACCGGGAGCUGGUACUAGGGGCCUUGCCACAUCUUUUAGAGCUGGAUAACCAGACUGUCUCCAGCCAGAGGAAUUCUGCUCCAGCAGAGGAAGAGGAGGAGGAGAAGGAAGGAGACGAUGGAGCUGCUGUUGACACGGACUCUGAGGAGGAUUAUGACAUCUCUAAACUGAUUGGACCUUUCACUGUAGGCAAAGACUUCUUUGCAGAUCUCCACUGGGAGCUGACCAGCCGGUCACAGAGGAGGAGAGAAGAGGUGCUGAAAGAACACCAAGUUUGCAUGAUGGAACUUGCAGAACGUCAGAGCCUGAUGCAACCAACUGGGCACCCCAGCUCAGCGACAUGGAAAGACUGGAGGGCAGUGAACCCAAUGAAGAAGGGAGAAACACAAGUGAGAUCCUCAGCCUCCAGGCCACUUGAGCCCCAGCUCAAACCCAGAUCAGGACCUCUGUCAUCUACUCCAAAGCCUGCCAGGCAACACAGUGCUGCAGAUGCUCCCCAGAAGGCUCCAAACAAGACCAGGACCCAGUUCAAGCCCCCAAAAGAGACAGCUUGCACUGUGACUAAAACAACAGCCAGCAGAGCCAAGAAGUGACUGGAGCCCAGCCAGCUCCCUUUCCUGCAAAGGCACCUGGGACCUGUCACUGCCCACACCAUCUCCAGACCCACAGAAACAUCACAAAGAGCAUGGCUGACAUGUAAAGCCCCUUUAUUUUAGCUUAUUUGCCUGUGGCCUUGUGUCCCAAUCUCUCAGGGGAUAAGAGGAGGUUGGGGGUAAGUGCUGCUCAGUAGACAGUUUGUAAAGACAUCAGCUCCUUCGUUCUCCAUGGGUAGGUAGGGAUCAUCUCCAUUCUAUAGAGGAUGGAAGGCUACUAGCUUAGCAGCACUUCCUCCAAGGAAAGAGCAAGGUGAGUACAGGUAGCCCAGCCACCAAAUUCAGACCCACCCACCUAGCUGAGGCUCUCCCUUUUUCCAGUUCUCCUGAUCCCAUAUCAGGAUACUCAGUACCAGCAGCCCAUUAAAAUGAGGAGGCCACCAUUGAAAUUCUGGACUCCAAGAGAAUGACAAGUAGUAAGAGAGAAGAGGUGGUGGCUCACAUUGCUGGGGGAGGGCUGGGCAUGGCCAGGUCAGGAAAUUCCAGUCCAAAGGUGUUACCUCCAGUCCAGCGUCAGCCCCAACAUGGCAGCAGAGUGACAACCCACAUGGCUUGAAGCUGCUACUGUGCAGUGGUGGGCAGCUCUGGUCCAGUUAAAGAAGCAGUGUUCAGAUGUGAGGUGAGGAGUCAGGACUGGGACAGCGGCAAGGGGCUUGCAUUUGUCUGAAGUACUCCAAGCUGCAAGAAAAGCAAAACAAAAGAGAAGCAACAUCCAGACCCACUAGGGCGAGCAGAAUUUUGAUACAGAAGGCAUGGUUUCAAGGGCUACGGGUGGGAUCCAAUUCAAAUGCACUCUUGAAUAUAUGUACCCAGCAAGCAAUGCUCUACCUUGACUCGCGUGUCACCAUUGCCUUGCCCAGUGGGACUUGCUGGCUAUCUGAGCCAAAAUCCAAGGAUGAAAGUGGCUUCAAGUUUUCCAGAGGAGGACAGGAUAUCAGUGAAUAUAGUUCGUGCAGCCCCCCUGUGCUAUGCUUCCCCAACCCCGUAAGUGGCUAGAAAUAUGAGUCUUCAGACAGCAUGAUGAAAACUCUCCCUUUUGGGACAGGCACUAGACCCCUACAGUGUAUCUGCCACAUGGAAACUGGGCCACAGGGGUCAUUUCCACAACAUCUCCCAGAGGCUGAGCUGAGAAGGGAUUUUGCUCCAUUCAUCCGAGGCCCCUGCUCAGACUGGUGCGUCUUGGAUGCGGCUCUGAAGGGACCUCCCGAGUCACACUCCAGGUCCCUGCUGCCUCAGGCAACCAUGUCAUUCAGUCCCAUUCCCAAACCUAUCAAGCUCCAUCUUCUAAACAAUAAAGAGCAGUGGGAGCAAGAAAUCCUGCAGAAACCUU